CUUUUUUCUGUGAUGCAUGGGUUCCCCGUCAAAUGCGCUAAAAUUGGCGUAAAUUCAGACCACUUCUGCGCAACUGCAUGUGCCAGGACAAAUUUUCUGCCGAGAAAUUCAUCAACUCUUCACCUAUUUUAGACGUCCUUAUUAAAACAUUCUAAUGUAUUUAUGAGGAUAGUACACCUAGAAAUCGCAUUUCAUAAUUUUUGAGAUUACUUGAUAAAGUAAAGUCAUGGUCAUGGAAACCCCAAGCCCACAGUGUGUUGGCCGCGAAUUUGUGAGGCAGUAUUACACCUUGCUUCAUGAGGCCCCACUGCAUCUGCACAGAUUUUAUAGCCACAAUUCCAGCUUUGUACAUGGUGGCGUUGAGAAACCUGGUGAAGAACAGCCUCCAGUCAUGGGACAAGUGGAUAUUCAUAAGAAGAUCAUGUCUCUUAAUUUCCGUGAUUGCCAUGCUAAGAUCCGACAAGUUGACAGCCAGGCAACAGUAGGCAAUGCAGUCGUUGUACAGGUGACUGGAGAACUAUCCAACAAUGGACAACCAAUGCGUCGAUUCAUGCAGACCUUCGUUCUUGCUCCUCAAUCACCGAAGAAGUAUUAUGUUCACAAUGACAUCUUUCGUUACCAGGAUGAGGUUUUCCAUGACAAUGACACAGACACAGAAAACCAAGAUGAAGAUUCUGAUGUAGAAAAUGUGGACUCGAACCCUUCUUCUGUGCAGGAAGUGGUCCCAGACCAGGGCAUAGCCACAUACUAUAGUGAACCCCCAUCUGCUCUGAGGUUGGUGUCUACCUCAAGUACAGAUUUCCAGCUGGAGUCACAAAUUGACAAUGGCACUGCACACCUGGAAGAACGUGUGGACUCUGCUUCACAAAAGUCAGAGGAGGAGGAGGAAGAACUGAAACCAGAGGAAGAAGCUGAGCUUCCUGAGGAGAUCUACCAGGAAAAGUGUGAAGAACAAACUCCAGUGGAGCCAGAGCCCCAGGAACCUGAAGAACCAGCACAUCUGGAAACACAGUUCACAGAAGAACCAAAGAGUUUGUCAUGGGCUGCUAUGGCUGGAAAGAAGGCAAACAGUACUGGUUCAUCAACAGUCCCCCCAUCCAUGCCUCCAGCACCAUCUGUUGCAUUCAAAGCUCCUCCUACCCAAGGGUUUCCAAAGAUUGAGACCAAACAGGAUUCCAGUGCUGCAACAGGUGCCCCACAGCCACAGAGGGCUCCAAGGCAACAACGAGGUUUCCGUGAUAGAGAUCGUGGUGGUUUUGGGCGUGGUGAAGGGGAUGGAGAUGCAGACAGCCAGGGUGGCCGACGAGGAGGACCCAUGGGAGGAGGCGCUUCACGAUUCCCAGACAGUCAUCAGUUGUUUGUCGGAAAUCUUCCACAUAAUAUCACAGAGAAAGAAUUGAUUGAUUUCUUCACAGCAUAUGGUACUGUUGUGGAAUUGAGAAUAAAUACAAAAGGCAGUGGUGGGAAGUUGCCAAAUUUUGGCUUUGUGGUAUUUGACAAUGCAGAACCUGUUAAACAAAUUCUGAAUAGCAAGCCAAUUAAGUACAAUGGUGAACAUCGUCUGAAUGUUGAGGAGAAGAAGGCACGUGGUGAGGGAGGUCGUCAGGGAGGUCGAGGAGGAAUGCGUGGCAGCAGCAUGGCUGGCCCAGGACGUGGAAUGGGAGGAGGCAUGGGUGGCAGAGGAGGCUCUCGUGGCGGUGGCGGAGGUGGCAUGGGUGGUCCCAGGCCAGACAGAGGCAGCGUGGGUGGGGGGAGAGGAGGUGGCGGUAGUAUGAUGACUGGAUCAAGACGUUGAGUGAUGUGUCUGUCCAGUUGGUGCUUCUAGAAAGUAUGCAAUUCUGGCUAGCUUGUCAAAUCAGUUAUAAAACAGGUAUAACCUUUAACAUAGGGGAGACAAUUUAGUAUUAAGAACUAUCCCAUUUGUGUACAGAACUAGUGCCAUCAAACAUUUUAUGUGUACAGUAACUGAAUUUGCUGGAUGAAUAUGGUUUUUAAUAUUUAUUUCAUGUAAAAGAGUAUGAGGACGUACAAUGACUUGUAACAUCGAUUGACCAGCUGACACUGACCAUGUUGAAUGGGCUGGGGUUCCCAUGACCUUAAUUUCAUACGGACUCUUAAGCUCUUUUAUAUGAAACAAAGAAUUAAAUUGAAUCAUUCCUACAUGAUGGUCUCACCAUUGUUGCCGAUUUUGUGACAUUAUGUAUUUGUUGUAAAUAAAUGUACAGUGCAGCAUCUUUGUGCAGAACUGGUCUCAAUCGGUCAACAUUGGUCAAUGUAUAUAGAUAGUUAUGCAUUGCAUACAAAGGUUUUGAAUAACAGAAUUGCAUAUUUUCUGUAAAAGAGUACUUUUUGCAUUUUUCCUACUUCAUGUUUAUGUGAAACAUAUUGAUAUGCCUUAUGUCGUGGUUCCAUCAAGGCAUAGAUGUUUUCAUCGUCAGAAAUCAAACGACGCAAGGCAGAUGUGAAAGAUCUCCCAUUUUCAAAUGUUAUGUGAAAGUGAUUUUUUUUUUUAUUGGUAACACAUUUAUUUCUUAAUUUAUUUCCCCCUCCCCCCCCCCCCUUUUUUUAAAAAGUUUUUUUUUUGUCCCUCCCUCAGAUAAGAGAGAACUAUGCAAAACGUCACUUGAAUUUGGGAUGUUUAAAUUGAUUCUCGUAUCUUGUGGAAAAAAUUUUCUCCAGAAAUUGUUUUCCAUUAAAUUGUGCAGCAGAGACUAGGAAAUAUAACUAUUAAUUUAUUGUAACUUUAAUAUGUCUACAUUCCUGGUUUCUGAAUAUUACAAUUUUUACUAGUCCCGAAAGUGCAGGAUACAACAAAUACAAGAUUUAAAAUGCUAUUUUUGCAUUUUAAUACUUUCUUUAUUCUCCUUAUUUCUUUAUUAGAAUGGAUUCAUCUGCUAGUCGGAGGGUACUGACAGGAUAAUAUGCAGAUUAUAUUGAAUAUUACACAUUUAAAGAAUGAUCUCCCAAAUUGGUUUACAUCUAGGAAUCUUGGAAUAUUUAUUUUCCUCAGCAAUUGGUGCAACUUGCUACCUACUUGGCGGCAUGGGUGAUAUAAUAAUGUGAUGAAGUAUUGUCUAAGUUUUGUCAAGACAUUAAGAUGUGGCGAGCCUCCCAACACUGGCACGAGACUAAGAUUGCUAUAUGGUACCAAUAGUCUUUCAAGAUGAAAUCUCACAUAUUUAAUAGUAGAAAUAAUAAUAAGACAAAAUAUAAAUAAACAGUGUUUGUGGAUGCUAUCUGGUACUAAUGUUGAUAUCCCAGUACGGAUCCACAAAAAAGCCAUGAACAAGUAUAUAGUCCAGUGAUUGAGGUUCUCUCUACAGUACUGCCCUACUCUAAUUGUGACAGUUAUGUACACUCCAUGUAUUAAAUGUGUGUGAGAGACUGACUAGGCUCCCGGGACAGACAGAUCCAGGUCAGGUAAAUCACCAUACAAGUGCCAAAUAUCACUAUUUAGAAUUUUUUUUUAUUAUGUUAUUUCAACAAUUCCCAAUAACGGUUGCUUUAUUUGCCUUCAAGAAUGCAUACAUUAUUUAUGAGAACAUGUGGUCCUAUUUUGAAUAGGUAUGGUCCUGGUUUUAAAUGAGCAUUCUAUCCUACAACACAGUAGUUUCAUCAGUGAGGUAGAAAUGAAGCCGACCAUCAGCUUUGGAAAAUAUUUUGUUGCUUCCCAGGGUAUGUUGGUAGAGCAAUCAUCAGUUAACAACAUUACGGCCCGACCUGGCACUGCCUGUCCUAGUGUUGCAUACUAGUAGCAGGGGCAAUGGUGAAUGUGACUAAAUGUGUGUAAGUCAUUGUGUAUGUGGUGUAGAUAAUUUGUUCAGUUUUUUUCACACAGCUGUGGCACAUGUAUUCUAUGUUCAUCUUCAAAGAAGGACAGCUACAUAUGCUUACAGGUGUUUUAGCCACCUAGAGAAAAACAGUUGACUUAAUAUUGGCAAAAUA
Messenger RNA from Pecten maximus, 3945 nucleotides. Its product is annotated as ras GTPase-activating protein-binding protein 2-like. NCBI's taxonomy places the organism in Eukaryota, Metazoa, Mollusca, Bivalvia, Pectinida, Pectinidae. The record is from RefSeq and is a predicted model, not a curated record. Gene Ontology annotation, cellular component: ribonucleoprotein complex; cytosol. The coding region runs from base 227 to 1795 and encodes 522 amino acids. The transcript is spliced from 12 exons. Gene Ontology annotation, molecular function: mRNA binding.